Molecule: messenger RNA, 903 nt
Organism: Phytomonas sp. EM1
Lineage: Eukaryota; Euglenozoa; Kinetoplastea; Trypanosomatida; Trypanosomatidae
Source: the annotation of a GenBank genome assembly
UUUCUUUUUAUCCAAAGAACAACAAAUGUCCCUAGCUGCUCUUGAAGUAAACCUGGUCGUAAUUCCAGGAUGUCUCAUAUUUUUGCUUUACUUUGUCCCCGUUGCGGUUGUUUCGAGGACUGUUUCACAAAUGCUGCGGAUUCUUGAGAAGCUGAGCUUCGCCAAGUUCACUAUUCUUUCGGCCCUUGCUAUAGCAACCUCUGUUGCAUUUUUGACUGAUACAGUUAAAUGGCACUCUACAUAUGGGUCGAAACCCAAGCCCUUGUUUCCAGACAUCAGCAUUUCUCUUCAGUUCGACAACAAGAGACUACGGCUUGAGCGCAACAUUUACAUUCAUUUGCUCGCCUUCAUUCUAUGUCUUUCAAUCAAAAAGUUGUCUACCUUCGACUUUAAAACACCUGUUCAAUCUGGAAAAAUGAAGCAAGAAUGAAACUAAAAUCUGCACUGCUAUGUUGUUAGGUUGCAUUCAUACCAUGAAUUACUUCAACAUUAGUAUAUGCAUUUGACUAUACAAUAUUUUAUAGGUAAAUCGUAUCUUUUGGAUUCUGUAACUUGUAUUUGCUCAUGUUCUUUUGAGUGUAAAAGGUCUUUAGAUGUCUCAAAUUUGAAAUAAAAUUAGUUUUAUUGACACUAUAAUGCGAGUGUAAUUCUUGAGUGGGUUAGUUAAAGAAAAAUAAUUAUUGGGUAGGAGGAAAUAGAAAACAAAGUUAAUUUCGUAUUCACGGCUAAAAAGACAAAAUACCCUGGUGGAUACGCUCAGAUAUUCACACAAUAUGCUGAAUUCGUGUAUUCAGCACUGGUACAAUGAUUUUUUAAAAUAUAUUUAUUACUUUCGACAAUGAAGAGGGAAAACAAUGAAUUGAAAAAAUAUUCGCUACAAAUGUAAUUUUAUAUGAAAAGAAA